This is a messenger RNA of Podospora pseudocomata, 1743 nucleotides long. RefSeq lists its product as uncharacterized. The record is from RefSeq and is a predicted model, not a curated record. Lineage: Eukaryota; Fungi; Ascomycota; Sordariomycetes; Sordariales; Podosporaceae. The transcript has a single exon. Bases 1 to 1743 code for a protein of 580 amino acids.
AUGGCGUCGGACUCGGACCAGUCCUCGCAGAUCAUGGUGAAUGGCAUUCGCUAUGAAGAUCGCCUCAUGGUCGAUGGACCUAGCACGCCCCUCGACGACGAUACAAUCAUCCCCAUGUCGCAGCAGAGCAUCCCGGCUACCGAGAUGCCCAACUCCCCGCUGAACCACACUACCGCGUCUUUCCGAUCUGACAGCACCGACGAUCUUGCCGUACCCGCCGUUAUUCCCUCGUCUCUCACCCCACCCCCCUCCUCACAAGUACCUGGCGUCGCCGCCGCCGCUCCCUUCAACGCCCAGGCCUUCAAUGGAUCUUCACAGCUCACUGGUAUCGUCUCGCCCCCAGAAACCGGCCUGGCAGCAGUCAAGAGAGAAGAUGGCGUGCCUGGAUACAUGACACCGACGCAGGAACAAAUUUCAGAGGCAUCCCCCGAGACCCUUCGUCGCAUGCUCCAGAGCCUGGUGGCCGAACACGCUCAGGUCAAGAUGCAGGCAGCCCACCACCGCAUGCAGAACGUGCUGCUCACAUUCCAGGCCCAAGAAGACGCGAACCGAGCGCAAGUCGAGCACGAGCUCACCAGACGGGAGGUGGACGUUUUGCAAAAGGCCGAAUCAGCUCGGCAAGCCCGGCGCGAAAUCAGCACAGCGACCGAAACCGCACAGGCGCGGUACAUGAAGCUCGAGGAGAUGUACAAGGAGUUGGUAGAGGAAAACAAGGCGCUCAACCAGCGGCUUAGGGGCGCCAGGAAGGUUUUGGAGGAGCGCGCCGACCAGAUUGCCAGCUUGCAGGAGGAUCGGGAGGUCAUGCUCAACCGCAUCCGGGAGAACCGUGAACACUUUCAUAUCCUCUGUAGUCCUGGGGGUAUGUUCCAUGGGGCUCUGACGCCCAAGGUCACACAGGCGCAGAGCCCUCAACAGCAGCGGGCUACACCGCGACAAACGCCUAGGUCAGCACAGAAGGAGGUCCAUCAUCGGGGCCGUGGUCACAAUUUGGCCGAUCUGCUUGAAGCACUCAGCCAGGAUAACAACAGCGCGCCAUCGACGCCAAUCACUGGUCACCGUCCACGGGCCGCCGUAGGACCUAAGCACACUCGAAACGUACAGUCCAUGUCUUCCCUCCCUACCACGCCGGUGCGAUUUCGCGGUGAUAACGGAGGAUUAUUACCAUCAGCCGACCUAGUUCCCCAGACCGAACCACCACAGCGAUUUCCUCGAUUUUUGGCCCACACUCCCACCGCACCCAAGAGUGCUGAGCGUGAGCGACGCAGGAGUAGGGAGUCGACCAUCUCGGCGGAUGAUAACGAGGAGUUGGCACGGCAAGCACUAAGGUCCAUUACUACUGCGGCACCAUUUGCCCCCCGUGCGUCUGUCAGCUCGCAGCGGUCUCGCGGGUCACAGAGGGUACAAGAUGGGGAGGUGGAAGAGGAAGAGAUUUAUGAAAGUCAGGCCAGCCAGGCCGCGUCGGAGAUGUUGAGGUGGGAUCCGAGGGAGAGCUUCGAGGUUGCGGCUUCGGUACAAAACUCACGAGAUGGGACGCCAGCCGCGGCGGAUAAGAGCGCGAAGCUUCAGGCGAAGCUGUUUGGGCCAUUGAAUAAGAGCGGUGGUGCUUUGGCCGGGAGUGGGAAGAGGAAGCUUGGUGAGCUUGAGCGGACUAUGGAUGUCUAUGCCGUUGGUGGUGUCCAAAGCAAAAAGUUGAGAGAUGGAAGGGUUGGGCUGGGGAUACAGUACAGCCAGGAGUCGGCUUGA